This is a messenger RNA of Ilyonectria robusta, 1605 nucleotides long. RefSeq names its product cyclohexanone monooxygenase. The record is from RefSeq and is a predicted model, not a curated record. Bases 1 to 1605 code for a protein of 534 amino acids. Gene Ontology annotation, molecular function: flavin adenine dinucleotide binding; N,N-dimethylaniline monooxygenase activity; NADP binding. The transcript has a single exon. NCBI's taxonomy places the organism in Eukaryota, Fungi, Ascomycota, Sordariomycetes, Hypocreales, Nectriaceae.
AUGACUACACAACACUAUGACACCCUGAUUGUUGGCACCGGUAUUGGUGGUAUCUAUCAGCUACAUACCUCUCUUCAAAUGGGUCUUUCCGUCAAGGCAAUUGACCUUGCCGGCGGCGUCGGUGGUACCUGGUACUUCAACAGAUACCCGGGCUGCAUGAGCGACACGGAGAGUUAUCUGUACAGAUACUCUUGGGACAAGGAUGACUUGCGCGACUACCCAUGGCCAAACACCUAUAUCAAGCAAGAGGAAAUCCUCAAGUAUCUCAACCAUGUCGUUGACAAGUAUCAUCUGCGUCAGCAUAUGCAGUUCAACACCGAAAUGCAAUCUGCAGACUGGGAUGAUGAGGCCAAGGUGUGGAAGGUCGUUUGUGGAACAGGGGAUAUCUUCAUUGCGAGAUAUCUUGUCACAUCCUUGGGCCUCCUAUCCAAGCAGAACAUUCCAGACAUCCCUGGAAUCGACACGUUCAACGGAGAAAUCACCCAUACCGCUGCUUGGAGCGAAGACAUUGACAUCACCAACAAGCGCGUUGCGGUUGUCGGCUGUGGAUCUACCGGGACGCAGGUGGUAAACGCAAUUGCCGACAAAGUCAAGUCACUGCACGUUUUCGUUCGCAACCCGCAGUACUCCGUUCCCAGUGGCUUUCGGCCCGUCUCCGCUGAAGAACGAGAAGACAUCAACCAGAGGUACGACAAGAUCUGGGAAGAAGUACGCAACUCGAGCGUUGGCUUCGGCUUUGCAGAGUCUACGGUUCCAUGCAUGUCAGUGUCACCCGAAGAGCGAGAACGGAUCUUCGAAGACCUGUGGCAAAGAGGCAACGGGUUUCGGUUCAUGUUUGGCGGCUUCUCCGAUAUUGUCGUCAGCAAGGAGGCCAAUGAAGAAGCCUGCAAAUUCGUCCGGAAGAAGAUCGCGCAAAUUAUCAAGGAUCCCAAGAAAGCGGCUAUCUUGACACCUCACCAGUACUACGCUCGUCGACCUCUUUGCGACAGUGGCUUCUACCAUCAAUUCAACCGGGAGAACGUCCAUGCCGUCGAUGUUAAGAAGGCACCAAUCACUGCCAUCACUAGCCAAGGAAUCCAGACGGAGGAUAAUGAGCUCCACGAGGUUGACGUCAUUGUCUUUGCUACUGGCUUUGAUGCUAUAGACGGCAACUACACCAGGAUUCGGAUCCGCGGACGCAACGGCCUCACCCUCAAGGACUACUGGACUUCUGGGCCGACAGCCUAUCUCGGGAUAUUUGUCCCGAAUUUCCCCAAUCUGUUCAUGAUCAAUGGCCCCAACGGUCCUUUCUGCAACAUCCCCCCUGCUGUGGAGACUUCAGUGGAGUUUAUCAACGACACCAUUACGAGAGCUGAAAGAAUGAGAAAGACGGCAUCGAAAUCGGACUUUGUCGUCGAGGCGUUGCCAGAAGCCGAAAGCGAAUGGGGAGCAGUUUGUAAUGAAGCAGCGGACGGAAAUUUGUUCAAGGAAAUGCAAUCCUGGAUCUUUGGUGCAAACGUGCCUGGCAAGACUCAGGCAACUCGAUUCUACUUUGGGGGGUUGCGUCAGUUUAGAGGGGCUAUGGACGAGGUCAGAGCAAGCAAUUACCGGGGAUUUACCAUGUAG